Messenger RNA from Balearica regulorum gibbericeps (East African grey crowned-crane), 1005 nucleotides. The record is from RefSeq and is a predicted model, not a curated record. NCBI's taxonomy places the organism in Eukaryota, Metazoa, Chordata, Aves, Gruiformes, Gruidae.
AUGGAGAGAAUAUGUUCUAUUCCCCACCUGUAUGGACCAGUAUCUCAGCUAUUAGGAGUAAGCGUUCCUCUAAUUAAGAAAGAGGAUAUAGAGGCUGGGGAGAAUGAGCCUACCUGGAGUCUACGGCAGAAAGCACCAGGGGAAACUCGAGGUCGACUCCUGGGGUUUUGCAGUUGGGGAUCCAGAGGAUCCGAGGCCCGCCACACUCCAACUGAAAAAGAGGUAUUGGCAGCAUAUGAAGGGGUUCAAGCUGCUUCAGAGGUGGUUGGUACUGAAGCACAGCUCCUCCUGGCACCCCGACUGCCGGUGCUGGGCUGGGUGUUCAAAGGUCAACAGCAAGGACAGGAUGGAGUUAAAGUACAGCAAGCCACAAUAGCUCCUGUUACUGUAGCAGUAGGUGGCAUUGCUAAUGCAGCAAUUGGUGCUGUUAGUCCUGAUCAGAUAACGCAAGUGCAGCUGCAACAAGCUCAGCAAGCUUCUGACCAGGAGGUGCAACCUGGCAAGAGAUUGAGAAGAGUUGCCUGCUCAUGUCCUAAUUGCAGAGAGGGAGAAGGAAGAGGCAGCAAUGAGCCAGGAAAAAAGAAACAACAUAUCUGCCAUAUUGAAGGAUGUGGAAAAGUUUAUGGCAAGACAUCUCAUCUUCGAGCACAUCUGCGCUGGCAUACCGGUGAAAGACCAUUUAUAUGCAACUGGAUUUUUUGUGGCAAGCGAUUUACAAGGAGUGAUGAGUUACAAAGACAUAGAAGAACCCACACAGGUGAAAAGAGAUUUGAGUGCCCAGAAUGUUCUAAAAGGUUUAUGCGAAGUGACCAUCUCUCAAAACAUGUCAAAACUCAUCAGAACAAGAAGGGUGGUGGAACAGCCCUUGCUAUUGUUACCUCAGGAGAACUGGACUCUUCAGUUACUGAGGUUCUUGGUUCUCCAAGAAUUGUCACUGUUGCUGCCAUUUCUCAAGAUUCAAACCCAGCAACCCCUAACGUUUCAACAAACAUGGAAGAAUUCUGA